Molecule: messenger RNA, 762 nt
Organism: Kwoniella botswanensis
Lineage: Eukaryota; Fungi; Basidiomycota; Tremellomycetes; Tremellales; Cryptococcaceae
Exons: 2
Coding region: 1-762 (253 amino acids)
Source: RefSeq, a predicted model, not a curated record
AUGAAAUUCCAAAUUCCCUUGCUCGCCUCUUUAGCUCUUAUUGCUGGUGUUCAAGCCGCACCUGUUCCUGGACUUCUCGGUAACAUCAUCAAUCCAUUACAACAGCAACGUCCAUCCGCCACUCCCACUUCCAACGCCGUUCCUCCCCAACCCACUGCAACUGGUGGUGGACUUCUCGAAUCCAAUACCGGUUCUUCGCUUUCGUCCAUCCUCAAUUCAUUGAAGAUCACUACUCCGGAAGGACUCGAUACAACUUUGAACGGUAUCAAGCUGACUGGAUUGGACGACUUACAGCUCAGUCAAUUCCUGCAGUUCAUCCUGCUUGGUCCCGGUGUGCACAUCCCAAGUGGACAAGACAUCAAUGAUAUAGUCAAUCAAAUCAUUUUGGAUCUCGAUAACGAGAUUACCACGGGGAACGAGAAUGGGAAUGGUAAAGGAGGGAUCUUAGGUAAUAUAUUCAACAGUGGUGCUGCACCUGGAGCGCAAGUGUCCCAUCACGCUUUACAAGAUAUCGAUGCGAUCUUUACGGAUGGCGCAUUCGAGAGGUUCCAAAGUACCUACAAAGCCACUCCGACCUCUAAAUCAGGUAACUUACCUGCAAUCGACCUAGGACCAUUGGCAAAUAUCAAACCUAGCGCCACCAUUGGACUAUUACCUUCUGGCAGCAACAAGAGUGCACUUGGUUUAGCUAAUGUAGAUGGCUCUGCUGAUGUGAAUGUCGAGGGCGCAAAAAUCACCUUAAGUCCUCAGAUUCACCUCUAA